GGCGGUGCCUCGGAGCAGCUGACUCCACGUGCCGAGCGCUCCUUCUGCGUCGUUCAUUGCGCUCUCAUCCGCUCAUCACGCCCGCUCACUGCAAAUACCGAGCAGCAGCAGCAGCAGCAGCCAUGCCCGUGAUCGAGACCAUCACGGUGGAGGCUCCCACCUUGGAGCAGCAGCAGGACACGGCGCAGGCGCUCAAGGGUUCGUCCCCCAGCUCCCCCGUAGCAUCGCUGCCCCUGCUGCCCCUGCACGUGUGCACGCCGUUGCGCGAGAGCCUGGCGUUGGGCCGCGUGGCCGGCACGCGCGUGUUCCUCAAGCUCGACAACGCGCAGCCCUCGGGCUCCUUCAAGAUCCGCGGCAUCGGACACCUCUGCCAAGUGUCGGCACGGAGGGGAUGUCAGCGAUUCGUUUGCUCCUCCGGCGGGAACGCCGGCCUGGCCGCUGCUUACUCGGCGCGGAUGCUGGGCGUGCCAGCCACCAUCUACGUACCCUCCACCACCCCGAACUUCACGGUGGAGCGCUUGCGCGACGAGGGAGCCACCGUCAACAUUCACGGACAGAUGCUGGACGAUACGAUUGAGUACGCGAUGGAGGUGGCCAAAGCCAACAACUGGGUCUACAUUCCCCCAUUUGACAACCCUCUCAUUUGGGAGGGCCACGCGAGCCUGGUGCAUGAGCUGAAGGCCUCCAUGCACUCCAAGCCGGGUGCCAUCGCCCUGUCUGUGGGUGGUGGAGGCCUCAUGUGUGGCGUGGUGCAGGGCCUGAGGGAGGUGGGCUGGGAGGAUGUCCCCAUCAUUGCCAUGGAGACGCGAGGGGCCGACAGCCUCAACGCCGCGCUUGAGGCUGGGGAGCUCGUCACAUUACCCAGCAUCACCAGCAUUGCGAAAAGUUUGGGCGCCAAAAGGGUUGGUGCUUACUCGUUCAAGGUGGCCAAUGAACACCCGGUCUUCUCAGAGGUCAUCUCUGACCAGGAGGCUGUGAAAGCCAUGGAGAGGUUUUUGGACGAUGAGAGGAUCCUGGCGGAGCCGGCGUGCGGGGCGGCGAUCGCGGCCGUCUACUCCAAGGUGAUCCAGAAGCUGCAGGGGGAGGGGAAGCUGAGCUGGGACCUGCCCUCCGUGGUGGUGAUCGUGUGCGGGGGCAGCAACAUCACGCUCAAGCAGCUCUACCUCUUCAAGGAACAGCUGGGCAUGGACGACGACACGUCCUCGUGAGGGGGACCGCGUCGCCUCGUUGAAAAGGGCCCGGAGUGGGGGUGGGCAGGAGCGUUAAAAUUGUCUUCGCUUGGACACGAGCAGGAGAGACGCGAGCCUAUAAUGAGAUGAAAAAGUGAGACGUGAAUAGCAAUAGUGUUUCAAGUAUUUUUUGUAAGUUAUAUAUGGGAAUUAUUUUUGUAGGGAUAGAGUUUCGGUAUAUAACGCUUUGCAGGGUCUACCGAUGUGGACUUUUGUCCGUCGUUACUCAAGCUCGUUUCUAACUGGGGAUUAUUUCCAGUUGCGGGGAAAGUCAGAAAUGAAAAUCAGUAGGUAUAGUGUUGAAGAGUGGGUUUUAUAAUGGUACGUGGGCAUUUGUUUUGCAGGGAUAAAAAUGUAAUAUUAAAUCGAUGCAUAUUGUUGACUGAAAUAUCACUUUUUAUUGCGUUAAUUGCAACCAAGAAACGUGUCAUUUAAUUCCUUGUCUUGGUCUUACGGACUCUACCGCCAUUCGUCUCCACUGUUGUAUUUGUAUUUUUUUACUGACAGCCACCAAGCAGUCUCUUAUUGCUUGCGAUUGGAGGAUGUCGUGUUGGCCGUCGUACCAAAUGGCGUUCAGAGUUCGUCUCUGGAAUAUUCACGCUGGGGUUUACGAAUGUGCACCCGCGUGUGUUAAGAGGCCAAACUCAAAGGUUUGUCAGCUGUGCUGACACAAUCUCCGUUCACACGCCGACAAAUUCUAAAUCAUGUAAACUGGUCGGGCGAGAGCAAUAGUGCACAACGAUGGAGCUGGAACGUUUACGAAGUUGGUGGGGCGUGAGAGUCGUGGGUUGGAAUUCUGUUGUCGUAGGUGAAGGUGUGGAGGGUACCAAGUGGUUCGUUGGCGUUCACCAAAGGCACUUUGGAACAUUACAAAUGUAUAACUUGUCUUUUCUGUUGUACAUCCGGCCCAAAAUAUAUGAAGGCACACUCUACUGUACCGAUAUCUACAUCAUUUUAGUGUUCUUGAAAUGUCGUUUUUUGUUUUUAGUUAUAAUGCUGGAUUUUAUAAUGAAUAUUUCAUAAAUUUUAAACACUGUAUAGUAAAAGCAAUAUUGUAUGUUUGCUGUUACGUUUCGGUGCGCACUGUAAUAAAUGUGUUGAAAGGCCCGAAAAUGUUGUUGUAUUUUUAAGUAAACAUUUUGGAUAUUU
Molecule: messenger RNA, 2378 nt
Organism: Petromyzon marinus (sea lamprey)
Lineage: Eukaryota; Metazoa; Chordata; Hyperoartia; Petromyzontiformes; Petromyzontidae
Source: RefSeq, a predicted model, not a curated record